Molecule: messenger RNA, 2285 nt
Organism: Helianthus annuus (common sunflower)
Lineage: Eukaryota; Viridiplantae; Streptophyta; Magnoliopsida; Asterales; Asteraceae
Exons: 2
Coding region: 835-1974 (379 amino acids)
Source: RefSeq, a predicted model, not a curated record
UUCACAAGAUUGAGAUAGAGCACAAUUACAGUCUCGCGAUCCCCAUCCACCCUUUAUGGACGGUUUCAUGAUCAUGUUCCCCACGUGAUAGGCAAUCCAUAACGGAUCCGGUUGGAGUGAAAAAAAUCCAAGUCCGUAGACCCGCGACCCGACCCGACCUGACCCAGAUGGAGAAAAUGUGGGUCAACAUAUUUCAGUCGGCUCGUUGGAAGAUUUUAGCAGUUAUGCAUGAUCACUCCAUGCAACCCCAUGUCCCCAUGUUUUGCUUAAAAAAGGUCUAGCACUUUAUUUUAGUUUAUUUCUUAUGCUUUAGUUAAUUGUACUUUUAGCUUAAAAUGUAGUACUAGAUUUGUUCGUGAGUAGUGGUAGGUUAUCACCAGUUUGUUUUAUAUUUUCUAUAUGUAUUUGGUAAAGGACAAUCAAUGAAGGCACUGAGUUUUAGAAUGAAUUUUUUCUUGUGUUAAUUAUCUCAUGUUUGUGGGUUAAUUAAUUCGUCUAUGCUAGCUCAACCGUGGCGCGUUGGGUGGUGAACUUAGACACGAUUCUCUAACCGUAGUGGUGUAUCUGUAUCUUCGGUUAGACGUCGCAGCCCUACCGUUUCGUUUGGUGGUGAAUCUGUAUCCAAACGAGCCGUAGAACUAUCUUAAAUUUUAUUGUUUGUUUUGAACCGGUGAUUCGAGGGUCAUACCCCUAUCACUUGGUAUUAGAGCUCGGCUCGUUUCCAUCUCGCUUCAUCCCGAUUCUCUACUCUGUAAAACACCCAAAAGAAAACCGGUUGCAGGUAUAAUUUUUUUGUUCUGAUCUUCAAAGGGCAGCCUUGGUUAACCACUUCAAAUGGUGGUUCGAAGAAUCCUCAACAGUUCAUUAGAUCACAAAGGAGAAUUUCAACGAGAGACUAUUUUCCAAACUCGAUGCACCGUAGCCGGAAAAGUGUGUACUAUGAUUGUCGAUGGAGGUUGUUGUACCAGCAUCGCUUCCCAAACUUUGGUUUCAAAAUUGAAGCUCGCAACUGUACCGCACCCAUCACCGUACAUUCUUGAGUGGCUCAAUGAGGGAGAAGGCAGGCCUUGGCUAUUUGAUAGAAGGGUAAUACAUGACGGGUUCAAGAACACAUACUCGUUUGUUCAUAACAAUCGAAAAAUUACCCUCACGCCAAUAACUCCCGCCAGAUCAGCCUUAAACGAAUUUCAACCUAUUAAAGAGCAGGUAGCAAUAACCGAUGAUGAUUGUGAUAAUGGCACGCCCAGGGAAGAUGGCUCAAAUAUUGAAUUUUUGGUGUUCAAAGAAUUGAAAAAUAAAAAAGAAGAUGAUGGUGGACAACUUACACAAAUGAACUCUAAUGUUUUUAGUAAAAGUUCGGCUGAAAAUGCACUUGAUGUUCUUACCAAGUCUGACUCCAACAAUGAGGCUUUGAAUCAGAUUUCGGUGGUCCCUACACUGACUCCAACAAUGAGCUUAAUUAAGCUAUAUGGUUAUUGUCCACAAGAAAUUGUACGUGUUUUGGAUUGUGUAUUUACAAUCAUGGGAACUCUACAUGGCAAUAUACAGAUAAAUAACAAUGGUGUGCACUAUAUGAAGGAAAUUCCUCCUGAACCACCACCAAAGCAAGGGGUACAACACAAGAUAUUAUCUCAUGCCAUGAACCAUUUGUUAUGGUACCCAUCCCAAUUUCGUUUCAAACUAUACGCCAUCGGAUAUCCACCGGAAAUACCUCCUGAGCCGCCGCCUGAUUUUUCUUUUCCAAGUUUGAGGACAAACUUUCUCAAAGACGAAGAGAAUGAUAGGCAAUCCAUAACGGAUCCGGUUGGAGUGAAAAAAAUCCAAGUCCGUAGACCCGCGACCCGACCCGACCUGACCCAGAUGGAGAAAAUGUGGGUCAACAUAUUUCAGUCGGCUCGUUGGAAGAUUUUAGCAGUUAUGCAUGAUCACUCCAUGCAACCCCAUGUCCCCAUGUUUUGCUUAAAAAAGGUCUAGCACUUUAUUUUAGUUUAUUUCUUAUGCUUUAGUUAAUUGUACUUUUAGCUUAAAAUGUAGUACUAGAUUUGUUCGUGAGUAGUGGUAGGUUAUCACCAGUUUGUUUUAUAUUUUCUAUAUGUAUUUGGUAAAGGACAAUCAAUGAAGGCACUGAGUUUUAGAAUGAAUUUUUUCUUGUGUUAAUUAUCUCAUGUUUGUGGGUUAAUUAAUUCGUCUAUGCUAGCUCAACCGUGGCGCGUUGGGUGGUGAACUUAGACACGAUUCUCUAACCGUAGUGGUGUAUCUGUAUCUUCGGUUAGACGUCGCAGCCC